Molecule: messenger RNA, 1698 nt
Organism: Aphanomyces invadans
Lineage: Eukaryota; Oomycota; Saprolegniomycetes; Saprolegniales; Verrucalvaceae
Product: tRNA modification GTPase TrmE
Exons: 11
Coding region: 12-1451 (479 amino acids)
Biological process (GO): tRNA methylation; tRNA wobble uridine modification
Cellular component (GO): cytoplasm
Molecular function (GO): protein binding; GTP binding; GTPase activity
Source: RefSeq, a predicted model, not a curated record
GUUCGACAAGGAUGCUGUCGCGACGAGGAGCAACGACCGGAUGGCGAGCCGCGCUAGUGUGCAUGCACGCCCGAUAUCUGUCGUCACAAGACACCAUCUACGCUCUAUCGUCGGCUGAAGGCCGAUCGGGUGUUGCGGUUGUUCGUAUCUCUGGCCCCAUGGCAGACCAAUGCUUGCUUCAAAUGACGUCGAAGCAAUUGCCGCCUCCACGAACAGCUACCCGACGGGACAUCACACAUCCAUCAACGAAGGAGCUUUUGGACACUGCGAUAGCAAUUCGUUUCCCUGGGCCUAAGAGUUUCACAGGAGAAGACAGCGUCGAACUGUACCUGCAUGGAAGUCGGCCGGUGAUCUCGGGCGUGCUGCAAGCCCUUGGCACACUCCCUACCUAUCGCGCGGCCGAGGCGGGCGAAUUCACGGAGCGAGCAUUUGAAAACCAAAAGAUGGACCUGAUGCAGGUCGAAGGUCUCGCAGAUCUCUUGCACGCUGAAACGGAAGCGCAACGAUCUCAAGCGUUAGCUCAAAUGUCUGGCACGAUUGGCCAAGUGUACGAUGCAUGGCGGCACACCAUUAUGCGGUGUUUGGCACACUCGGAAGCACUCAUUGAUUUCGGCGAAGAUGAAGAUGACGUGACGGAUGAAGCUUACGAAGCUGUGAUUCAAACCGUACGUGAUUUGAAGACGUCCAUCGAACGGCAUCUUCAAGACGGUCGUCGCGGCGAAAUCCUUCGCCAUGGCGUCCACGUGGCCAUUCUCGGCUCCCCCAACGCUGGCAAAUCCACUCUGCUAAACCUUCUCGCCCAACGCGAUGCUGCCAUUGUGUCACCUAUAGCAGGGACGACGCGAGAUGUCGUUCAAGUGCCACUUAAUUUGGCUGGGUACCCCGUCGUGCUCCACGACACAGCCGGUAUCCGUGACACCACCGACGUGAUUGAGCGGGAGGGCGUUCAUCGCGCUCUUCGAUGUAACGACGAGUCGCAACUGAAACUUGUGGUCGUGGAUGUCCAGGACGGGGCAGUCGACCCAGCUCUCAUCUCUCUCAUCGACCCUUCGACGAUUGUCGUGCUCAACAAGAUCGACGCAACGCCCCCGUCCACAGCCCUCUUGGAUGCGGUGGCCCAUGCCCCAGUCGUGUGUGCGGUGUCCUGCGCGACCGGCGACGGGGUUGACGAGUUUCUGAUGACCCUGCAGCAGCGCGUGCGAGGAGUAUUUGGCACUGAUCGCAACGACAAUAAUGCAAGUAGUAAUGUGAUUAUCACGCGAGAGCGGCACAGGCAGCAUCUCCAAGCAAGCGUCGCCCACUUGGGCGCGUUUCUAGCCCAUCCCUAUCAGGCGGAGCUGGCCGCUGAAGACUUGCGCCACGCGGUGACGUGCAUGGGACGGAUUGUCGGUCGUGUCGACGUCGAAGACAUUUUGGAUGUCCUUUUUGCAGACUUUUGCAUUGGCAAGUAACUCUGAAUUUCUGGAAUCGCACUUCAUGUUGGUCGUCUUGCUACCGUCUCUCAAGCGAAUUGCGUCUUGUGCGGUUCACGACAUGGAGGGGCUCGGCAACUCGUCUUAGCAGACUCAUCUUGACCGUGGAUAUUUGUUUGAAUUGUCCGUCAUCGUCAGCUUUGAUGCCGACGAGAGCGAAGCAGGACGUUUGUGGCCAAGCGGCGGAUUUUCCUCACUGUAUGAAUGCCAUCACAACCAUCUUUCC